This is a messenger RNA of Pyrus x bretschneideri (Chinese white pear), 736 nucleotides long. Its product is annotated as agamous-like MADS-box protein AGL29. The record is from RefSeq and is a predicted model, not a curated record. Gene Ontology annotation, molecular function: RNA polymerase II cis-regulatory region sequence-specific DNA binding; protein dimerization activity; DNA-binding transcription factor activity, RNA polymerase II-specific. Bases 1 to 528 code for a protein of 175 amino acids. The transcript has a single exon. Gene Ontology annotation, biological process: positive regulation of transcription by RNA polymerase II. NCBI's taxonomy places the organism in Eukaryota, Viridiplantae, Streptophyta, Magnoliopsida, Rosales, Rosaceae.
AUGGGGAGGAGAAAAAUUGAGAUGAAAGUGGUGGAGGAUAGCAGCUCUAGGCAGGUGACUUUCUCCAAGCGCAGGACUGGCCUGUUCAAGAAAGCAAACGAACUCGCCACCCUGUGCGGCGCUGAGAUUGCCGUCCUUGUUUUCUCUCCGGGAGGGAAGCCCUUCUCGUUCGGGCACCCGAAUGUGGAGUCUAUCGCAGAUAGGUUUCUAAAUCAGGAGUGCCCUAAAUCAAAAUUUAGGGUUUCAAAGAAUGAUGAAAAAGCAGGGAGGCUUAACCAGCAACUGGAGGACAUGGAAAGCCAGUUGGAGGCUGAGAAGAAAAGGGGAAUUGUGCUUGACAAGGCUGUACUGAAAGCAAUGGGUUUGCCUCUCAAAAGCAAACCGCCGAGCUUUCGUGAGCUUAGCCGGGCAGAUCUUCGAAAAAUGAAGGCGUCGCUGGAGGCGCUGCGCGAGAACGUGAAAGAAAAAGCCAGUGAGGUGGAGGCAUCGUCUUCGCUGCUCCUCCUGGCAAAUGGCAGGAGAGACUGAUGUGACUGUUGCUAAAAGUGACUGAGACCUUAAUUAGGUAAUUUAUAGGGAAUGAAUGUCUUUCUGCGCUUGUGAUGUUGGUGUUUGGUAAUUUUCCUUGUAAUGAGAAUCCUCCCCGAUCUUCUUUCUGAGGAUCUUAGGGAUCUUCAAAUCGUGUUCGUUCAUCGUUCAUCGUACAUCAUGCGGUCAUAAAUCAUUUUAAAUAUUU